Molecule: messenger RNA, 645 nt
Organism: Chiroxiphia lanceolata (lance-tailed manakin)
Lineage: Eukaryota; Metazoa; Chordata; Aves; Passeriformes; Pipridae
Gene: POLR1H
Product: zinc ribbon domain containing 1
Exons: 5
Coding region: 112-486 (124 amino acids)
Biological process (GO): DNA-templated transcription; termination of RNA polymerase I transcription
Cellular component (GO): RNA polymerase I complex
Molecular function (GO): DNA-directed RNA polymerase activity; nucleic acid binding; zinc ion binding
Source: RefSeq, a predicted model, not a curated record
UUGGCGGGUCAGGGAGUUGGGGGAAGUGACGCGCGAGGAAGGGGCGGGGCCGGAGGGGCCGUUUUCGCGCGCGCCGGGAGCGUGGAGAGGUUUUGGGGGGGGUUUUGGGCCAUGGAACUGCCCCCCUCGUGCUUCCAGUCGUGCCUGGAUUUCUGCCCCGAGUGCGGCUCCGUCCUCCCCCCCCCGGGACCCCCCCCCACCAUCCGCUGCCCCCGCUGCUCCUUCACCUUCCACUGCGCUGAUUUCGAGGGUCGCUCCGUCCGCAGCUCCAUCGAGUUCAACCGGCUCCAGCCCCGGGGGGGGGGGCAGGGGGGGGGGUCUGCUGCUCCCCCCGGCACCGAGGGGCCCAUGGUGGAGCGGAAAUGCCCCCGCUGUGGGCACGAGGGGAUGUCCUACCACACCCGGCAGAUGCGCUCGGCCGACGAGGGCCAGAGCGUCUUCUACACCUGCCCCCGCUGCAGGUUGCAGGAGAAGGAGGAUUCCUAAAAGAAUUCCUAAAAGAAUUCCUAGAAAAAAAAAGGGGGUUUGGGGGACAAUAAAAGCCCCCCCCCCCGGGGGGGGUAUUUUGGCAAUUAAAGCCCCCCCCGGGGGGGGUAUUUUGGCAAUAAAAGCCCCCCCCCCCCUCCAUGAGGGGUGUUUUUGGGA